Zonotrichia albicollis (white-throated sparrow) is the source of this 3230-nucleotide messenger RNA. The record is from RefSeq and is a predicted model, not a curated record. Lineage: Eukaryota; Metazoa; Chordata; Aves; Passeriformes; Passerellidae.
UGGACCUCUCUGGACGUGCUCUGCGUGACGGCCAGCAUCGAGACCCUGUGCGUCAUCGCCAUCGACCGCUACCUGGCCAUCACCUCGCCUUUCCGCUACCAGAGCCUCAUGACCAAGGGUCGGGCCAAGGGCAUCAUCUGCACCGUCUGGGCCAUCUCUGCCCUGGUCUCCUUCUUGCCCAUCAUGAUGCACUGGUGGCGGGAUGACGACCCCCAGGCGCUGGAGUGCUACCAGGAUCCGGGCUGCUGCGACUUCGUCACCAACAGGGCUUACGCCAUCGCCUCGUCCAUAAUUUCUUUCUACAUCCCCCUUCUCAUCAUGAUCUUUGUGUACCUGCGGGUGUACAGGGAGGCCAAGGAGCAGAUGAGGAAGAUCGAUAGGUGCGAGGGCCGGUUCUACGGCAGCCAGGAGCAGCCGCAGACGCCCCUGCCCGCUCACCCUCACCACCAGCCCAUCCUCGGCAACGGCCGGGCCAGCAAGCGAAAGACCUCCCGCAUCAUGGCCAUGAAGGAGCAGAAAGCCCUCAAGACUUUGGGCAUCAUCAUGGGGGUGUUCACCCUCUGCUGGCUCCCCUUCUUCCUGGUGAACAUCGUCAACGUCUUCAACAGGGACCUGGUGCCGGACUGGCUCUUCGUUUUCUUCAACUGGCUGGGCUACGCCAACUCCGCGUUCAACCCCAUCAUCUACUGCCGCAGCCCCGACUUUCGGAAGGCCUUCAAGAGGCUGCUGUGCUGCCGCCGGAAAGCCGACCGGUGGCUGCACGGCGGCGGCGGGGAGCUGGCCCGGCUGCCCGGGGGCUUCAUCAGCACCGUGGGCUCCCCGGAGCGCAGCCUGGCCGGGACCUGGUCCGACUGCAACGGGGGCACUCGGGGCGGCAGCGAGUCCAGCCUGGAGGAGAGACAUAGCAAAGCCUCCGACUCGGAGUCCAAGGAGAAAUCGAUCUGCUUUUCCUCUGAGAAGUUUGUGUGCCUGCCCAUCCAGCAGGAGCAGCUGCCCAUGGUAACAGCAGGUGAUUUAUCCCUGCAAUUCAGUAACUUCAGCCUGCCAAACUCUGCUGGGAAAAGUGACCAAGAUGGGAAAAGUAAAAAAGGUGAUAAUGGUGAGCAAACACAGGAUUGGCAAUGCAAAAAGGAAAACUGGGGUAUCUUUGGCCAUUGUGGGUGUUGCCUUUUAUUGGUAAAGUGUAAUUGGUUUGGACAGGGAUGCACCAGGCAGAGGCACUGUGGAAACACAGGUUAAGAAGUGCGUGAGGUCAGACAUUCCAUGGGGACCAUGCCACCAAAGACUGGCAGCUGAAAUAUGCCCAAAAACAUUCCUAGAAGUUUUUCUUGUUCUUUGUGGAUAACAGCAGAGACUAAAGCACACCAGAGCAGCUUUCAGCUGAUGCAAAGCCACGCAGCUCCCUGGCCAGCCAUGGGCACAUGGGACCCCUCAGCAUCUCCUCCUCCCCUCCAAGUGGCUCCAGCUGAGUUUUGUUGGACCUGGAGCCGUCCCCCAUCCUGGAGCCUCCCUCCUGUUCCGUGGUGCCAAGCAGGAGGUGCCCCAUGGCCUCGGGGGUGGCAGUGCUGUGGGCAGGUGCUGUGGGGUGCAGGGUGUGCCCGUGCUGUCCCGGGCAUGCUGGCACUGGCUGCCAGCCAUGCCCUGCCCUGACUCAUCCUCUGUUCUCCCAACCAGCCACAGAACUGGGCCUGCUGUGCUGGAAAUGGAGCAGAGUUGGGUUUGUUAUGUAAACUGGUGAUCAGCUUCCUGGUUUACCAAAACCAGCAGCUUGGUACUCACAUUUGCUUCAUAAAAUAACUUUAUUUCUUCCGUGCCCCACUCAGCUUCCAGGUUUUUAAUGGUAAUGUUUGCCUGCUUGGCCUUAGCACCUAUCAGCACAAUUUUUUUUUGUCUGUGCCCUGGCAGCUGUUUGAAUCCAGAUGUGAACUGUAGCAGGUGCUGGGCAGUGUCUAGGUUUGGUUUUACUCAUUCCUUUCAUGAUCGAUGCUCAGAGUUAUUAAUGCUGGCUGCACCAGAGUGCAAAAUUCCCAGACAAAUAGGAAAUGAGUCCUGACCUCCAGGUUCACAACCUAAAGAAGAAAACAGAAGCUUACCAUUUGCAGACUUUUGCUAUUGGCAUGAUUAGCAGAGCAUCUCAGAUGUAAUGGUGUACCCUUCCCAUCUGAUCCUGUGUAAUGCACCAAAUCCUCUUGUCCUUAAUGAGAUUAAAUGAGGAUUUUUUUACUAGUUCAGUGCCUUAGCCAUUAGCAACUGUUGUGUGUCUCUAGACAGUGAUGUACCUUUGCAAGCCUGGCCCAGUGGCUCUCUCUAAGCCAUGAUAUUUGGCUUCUUCCUACUAAAAUUACUUUGAUAAUUGCUCUUAAGCUCAUUGGCACAAUGCUUUGAAAGGCAGAUCUAAGUGUAUACACCAAAGAAGCAAACAAAGAGGCUAAAGGCCUCAAAAUCUCAGCAGCUGCUAGGUGUAUAAGUAUUUCAGCUACCAACAAGGCAUUUUGCAGGGCCAGGUGAGUGCUGCAGCCCCCUUAAAACCUGCAAGAUGCCCUCCCUCAGAGGGGGACCCUGCCACUGCAAGGAGCAAUUGCAGGUGCAGCACAGUAGCUCAUCACAAAACAUUCUUCCAGUGGUAAAAUUUGAACAGUGCUUUGCUGCCAAAAUUUAGAUACCUCUUAUUAAGAAGAAGGAAUUGAGAAAAGCAGUUCCUAGUGGGGAAGGGAGAACAGUGCUCAGGGUUAAAGUUUCCAUGUGCAGAUGGAGAGCCCUGCUGUGACUGGUCCAGCAAAGGUUACAAACACCCUGGUGAUGGACAAAUGCCAUCCACCACAGCCUCCCUAGGGACACCCUCUGUGCCCCCAUCACCUUGUGUGUGCCCCUCUCACCUGCCUGGGUGUCAGCAGGGACCUCUCAGAAUCUCUGCUGCUCACAGGGACUCUCAGAUAUGUACAAGUCUCUUUUCCCAACCCGGAGGUCAAAGAAGGAGUCAGGAUUCUUCUGUUCUUGUUCUCAAGGUUGCUUAUUAUUUCUUACCUAUAAAAUUCUUUCUCUGAUCUGCCGAGGUCUGUCCAGCAGGUUGGACAAAGGCACUGACCACCCUCAGGGCUGUGUUACCUUUUUAUACUAAAAACUAUAUAUAACUGUAUAUUAUUUACUGUAACUUCCCAGUACCUAUCACCUAUGUUAGACAGCGAGUUUCUACCUUAAACCAAUUCAAAAGUGCCAGCAUCACCCAGCAC